CCGAUCAUUAUGCCCUAUACGACGUUGUUUGCACGGACAUAAGCCUUUUAAGGCAAAAAGUACGGCAUGAAACCAGUUUAUACAAUAGUUUACGAACAUGAUAGUUUAUACCGUAUACAUUUGCUUUUUAAAGUCGUUGGUUGGGCAGAGCUUAUCAGUUUGUGAUUGUCUGUGCAUUUCAGUAGACUAAGGCAAUAUAAAGUAUAUAUGUUGCCGAACCUAGUAUGUAGGUCAAUAUACAAACAAACAAUAAACUAAGGUGGAUAAUGAACCGCGUCUACCAUAUGUAACCUAUUGGUAGAUGCAAUGCUGCCUAUCGUGAGAAGUAUGUGGGAGAUACAGCCAUGGAGAAGCAUUUGGUACAUACGAUCCUAACGUGCAGUGCCAAGUCAUAGGGAAAAAAGAACUCUGCUGCAUAAAGUGCAACAAAGAGCCAGAGUGAAAGAGGGACUCUUUGUGUAACCACUUACACCGAGUCUCAGCACUAUGGCGUUGUAUACAGGUAGAUUGCCGCCACACAUUGUUAAAUUUGAUCUCGAUCAGAUCUUUGGCAGGUACGGUACGAUCAUUCGUCGCAGUGCCAAGAAAUAUUACUACCAUCGUUAUUAUAUUUGCGCCAUUAUUAAUAAGGAGUUGUUGCUGUUUCACUAUGGUCGCUCGUCUCGUCGUGAUUAUAACAGCAAGGGCAACUCUGAUUCUCGCUCACCUGUAGGUCGUCGUAGUCGUCGUCGCGGCUCUAGCACUCGUCAUCAUAAGCGUAGAAGCGAUGGCAGCGAGGCAAGUCACUUUUCAAGACUGUAUCGUGCAGUUUCAUUAAAACGUCGUGACCAAGAAAGCAGCAACAACGAGAGGUCGAGAUCGCCGUCGUCGUCUCGUCACAACAGUGAUAGUAGUAGCAGCAGCAAUAGCAUCACAUAUUCUUCUCCGACUAAAAAGGAAAAGCACGGAAGCAGCGGUGGUGAUGAGGAUGGUGCUCCUAGGUCUCCUGGACGCCACCAUCGUCAUCAUCGUCAGCAAUACAAAGCAGGGCAUUAAAGAGCAACAAUCAAGAUGAAACACUUUCUACUUGCAAAACUGAACAGACCAGGCCGAAGCUGACAAAGAAAGUAAGAACAAGCUAAGACACAUUGCAACAAAACAAGAAAAAUGCACAGAUCGGAUGU
Messenger RNA from Zychaea mexicana, 1163 nucleotides. RefSeq lists its product as uncharacterized. The record is from RefSeq and is a predicted model, not a curated record. The coding region runs from base 487 to 1035 and encodes 182 amino acids. The transcript is spliced from 3 exons. NCBI's taxonomy places the organism in Eukaryota, Fungi, Mucoromycota, Mucoromycetes, Mucorales, Lichtheimiaceae.